Messenger RNA from Paraglomus occultum, 1017 nucleotides. The record is from the annotation of a GenBank genome assembly. Lineage: Eukaryota; Fungi; Glomeromycota; Glomeromycetes; Paraglomerales; Paraglomeraceae.
AUGAAAUUAAUCACUCGCCCUAAGGGCACCCGUGAUAUUUAUCCGCCUCUUUCUUUGCUUUACCAAAAAGUUUAUCGCCUCGUGGAAGAAGUUUUAACUCGCAAUGGUUUUCAGCCAAUUAUCCUUCCUACUUAUGAAUACACCGAGUUAUUUAACACUUCUCUUAGUUCAGCAACUGACAUUAUUCAUAAGGAAAUGUUUAAUUUUUCUGACCGAAAAGGUCGAAAAUUAGCUUUGCGUCCCGAAGGGACAAUUAGUGCUGCCCGACUAGUUCUUCAAAAUAGGCUAUUUGUCUCCGGUUUCCCUUUGAAACUAUACUAUUGGGCUAACAUGUUCCGUUACGAACGCCCCCAAAAAGGCCGCUACCGAGAAUUUUGGCAAUUGGGUGUUGAACUAAUAGCAGCUUCGGGAGUUUGGGCGGAUUAUCAAAUGCUAAAAUUGGUGCGAGAUAUUUUCUGGUCACUGGGAAUUAAAGAAUUCACUUGUCAUUUGAAUUAUUUAGGUGACAAAACUACCCAAGAACGAUAUAAACAAAAACUAGAAAAGUUUCUUGCCACCACUAGCCCGGAUUUGUGUGCUGAUUGUCGCCGAAGAUCCAGCACUAACCCCUUACGAAUACUUGAUUGUGGAUUCUGUCGAGAGAAGUUUACUUUUCCUUCUUAUGAAAUGGCUUGGAGCGAAGAAGACAAAAAUUACCUAAACCAACUUAACCAAAUUUUAGACGACAAUAACUUUUCUUAUCAAUACAAUUAUCACUUGGUUCGUGGUUUAGAUUAUUACACUGGGCUAGUUUUCGAAAUCACACUAGGUCAGGAGAAGGCUUUGGUGGGUGGAGGUCGGUAUGACCGACUUUAUCAGCAAUUAGGGGGAAUUAGUUUGCCAGCAGUGGGAUUUGCCAUAGGUAUUGAUCGCUUGCUAAAUUAUUGCGAAGAAGAAAAAUUACUACCAGUCGCUCAAAAAAUUGAUAUUUUUUUUCUAGUUUUUGACUUUUCUGACUAUCCAAAAGUUCUAAUUUGA